Messenger RNA from Canariomyces notabilis, 1437 nucleotides. RefSeq lists its product as uncharacterized. Bases 1 to 1437 code for a protein of 478 amino acids. NCBI's taxonomy places the organism in Eukaryota, Fungi, Ascomycota, Sordariomycetes, Sordariales, Chaetomiaceae. The record is from RefSeq and is a predicted model, not a curated record. The transcript has 2 exons.
AUGUCCGACGAGGACUACACCACCGCCGCCGGCGCCAGCAAGGCCUCAGGCCCCGGCUCCGGCAAACAUCGCGGGCCUCGCUUCACCUGGAAUCCGCAGUACGAGGCCACCUUCUUCCACUCCCUGUGCGAGUCGGUCCAUCUCGGCCUGCGCGAUGGAAGCACCUUCAAGCCCGAGGCCUGGGAGCGCGCCACCCAGGCCCUCAUCGAAAAGCACAAUGCCUACGCCAACAAAAGUCAUCUCAUCAACAAGACGGACAACGCUCGGAAGAAGUACCGUCUGUGGCGUGGGCUGCGCGAAGAUCCCGAGUUCUUCUACAACGCCCAGACACGCACCGUGACGGCGACCGAGGAUGCGUGGGCGAGGCAUCUCCAGAAAGAGCCGCUCGCCCGCUCCCUCAAAAACCGGCCAUUCGACCAUGAGGACUACUACGCCAUUCUGUUUCCCGACGUGAUUGGGUCUGGCGGCGCGCCCAAGCGGUUGACCAAGCCGCGCAGGAAGGGACAGGACAGCAUCAAUGGCGCCGAAGAGCAGGAUGCCCCGGGCGCUGGCAUUAUGGAUCUCCUCGCCGACCACAACUACAUUAAUCCCACCCAGACGCACAUUCCUCCGCCGCUUCCCGCGCCGGCAAUGCCCACUCCCAUGCCCCCCAUUCCGUCUCCGACUCAGCAGCUUUCUCGCGCUCCACCAACCUCCAUGCCGCCGCCGCCUCCUCCACGGUCGUCCGUCUCCUCUACUUCGGCACUGACCCCGCCCGAAGAGACAGCGCUGCAAUCGCGCAAGCGCCUGCAAGCUCCUGAGGGAAAUGCCUCUUCUGGGCAGGCGGACAAACGGCGGCGCACCGUCUCCUCGAGCUACAUCGACCUCAGCCAGCAGCAGCACCAAGCACAAAAUCACCAAUCACAAUCCCACCACCAUCACCAUCAAAGCCACCACCACCAGGCCGUUGCCUCAACCUCCAACUCGACUUCCCACAAUACCCCCAACGGCGUGCCCCAACCCACCACGAGCAACAGCAACUCCAACUCCAACUUCAACGGCACCAUAUCCCCGCUCACCUCUCUACUCAGCGGAAACGCGAACGGAACUGGAAACAGCGGACCCAACCUCUCCCUGUUACCAGAGGGUAUCCUGCUCCUCGCCGAGGCACUCGCAGCACAUCAGCAACGAAAAACCGGCGGCGGGAGGAUGGGGACCCCCAGCAACAAUAACAAUCUGAGCAGCCUGUUGUUCUCAUCAGGGACGGCCUGCUGGCAGGAGCAGGCCAUGGACAUAUUCUUCCGCGACUUUGCGGGCGAGGACAUGGACCUGCAGCUCAAGAUUGCCGAAAAGGUGCUGGCGGAUGAGAACAAGGCCAUGGUGUUUUGCAAGAUGCCGGAUGUGCUGAGACGGCAUUGGGUUAAGAGACUCAGGGAGGUGCAUAAUCGGAUUGCAUAA